Molecule: messenger RNA, 2534 nt
Organism: Ctenocephalides felis (cat flea)
Lineage: Eukaryota; Metazoa; Arthropoda; Insecta; Siphonaptera; Pulicidae
Gene: da
Product: protein daughterless
Exons: 1
Coding region: 141-1661 (506 amino acids)
Biological process (GO): regulation of transcription by RNA polymerase II
Cellular component (GO): transcription regulator complex
Molecular function (GO): RNA polymerase II cis-regulatory region sequence-specific DNA binding; protein dimerization activity; DNA-binding transcription factor activity, RNA polymerase II-specific
Source: RefSeq, a predicted model, not a curated record
UUUUGGUGAGGAGGUGUAAAAGUCUUGUGUUUUAUUUUUGUUGUGAUUUUUUUAAUUAGAUAUGUGUUUAUAUCUUGACGCAGUGAGUAAAUAUGAACGUGGAAUCAUUAUGGUAAUAUAGCAUAUUACCUAUAAGGUAAAUGAAAAGUGCAAAUCUAACAAAUAUUUCUUCAUUGGCCUCGUUCAGUCGUAGUAAUUUCAAAAUGGCGACUUCUGACGAUGAACCCAUGCACUUGUAUGAGGUUUUCCAAAAUUGUUUUAAUAAAAUAGCAAACAAACAACCCACACCCGAUAAAGUCGGGUUUACUUCUACGUAUGGAAAUAUGGAUAAUGGCAUGUACGUUGCGGAUGAAUUUGGACAUGACUUACCUAGAUAUACUGGUUCAAAAACAUCCGACGGAUUGUAUCCAGAAACUUAUUAUCAAGAUCCAACAAGCGCUUCUUGGUCCCCAUACGGUUCUACUCCGAGUGGAUACGUUCAAACACUGACGCCUUCAGGACCUCACGGCGCAUCCGGCACCUAUCUGCCAUCCCAUGGGCAGCUUUCACAGGAUCCUUAUGCGCUAUCACCAGCUCAAGUCGAAGGCCAUAUGACCCCAAAUCAAACUUUACCCCCCAUGAGUACAUUCCGAGGGCAAACUAAUCAAAGUCAAGGACAGGUUUCUCCGGCAAUAUUUACUGGUCAGCAUAGUCCAGCGAUGGCAGGACCAUCAUUGAAUCAUAAUCAGCCUGAUACUUUUGUAGGGAAAGCUAUGCAAACUAUAUACCCAACUGAACAGAGUAUAAGUAGCUACAGUUCGAAUCCUUCUACUCCUGUAAAUUCUCCUCCGCCCUUACACAACACAUCUACGUGGCAGCACUUAUUAACAAGCCCCAAUAAUAAUUUGCAAGGAAUUCCCGGUUUGAAUCAGCAAAUGAAUGGAGUAGCAGGGUCAUCCAUCAUUGGCCAUCCUAAUGGUUUUCAUACUGAUUUAGCUGGCAAUUUGCACAAUAUGGGAACACGAAUGGAAGAGCGUCUGGAUGAUGCAAUUAAUGUACUGAGAAAUCAUGCAGAAUCCCAAUUAAGUAUGGCUGGCACGAGUGGAGCAGGACCUUUUGCAACUGAAAAAUUACCUUCUUUGGAUGGAUCAUAUCCUCUGCAUGACAGCAGUUCAAGUGAUGUUUUAGUUAAAUUAGAAAGACCAGCAGGGGGAACGAGAAAACGUAAAGAGCCACCAGACUCUGAUACAAAACCUAGUAGUUCAAUGGAAUCUCAAGGAGGUCAAUCCAAAAAUACUAAAAGAUCUCGUAGGUAUUGUUCGAGUGCAGAUGAAGGUGAUGAUGGAGAUCCAGCCAAUAAAGCAGCUCGGGAAAAGGAAAGAAGGCAAGCUAAUAAUGUGCGUGAACGCAUACGCAUACGUGAUAUUAAUGAAGCCCUUAAGGAAUUAGGUCGAAUGUGUAUGACUCAUUUGAAAUCUGAUAAACCUCAAACGAAACUAGGAAUUUUGAAUAUGGCUGUGGAAGUAAUUAUGACCUUAGAGCAGCAGGUUCGCGAGCGCAACUUGAAUCCCAAAGCGGCUUGUUUGAAACGAAGAGAGGAAGAAAAGGCAGAAGAUGGGCCUAAACUGCCUCCACCUCAUCACCUUUUGCCCCAGCCACCAUACCCUGCGCCCCCUCAAUAGCCCUGAUUCCUCAAGUUAAUGUGUCAAAACAGAAAGUGCCUGACUUCAAAACUGUGUGAGUGAGUUGUUCACAAAAACACCUAUUUGGAUGGGAAGAUUAUAAAUAAAUUUAUAUUAUAUCUAUAUUGAAUUAUAUUUAAGCGGAAUGAAGGAAUCCUCAAUAGGUUUUUUAAUUACCGUAAAGUAUUGUGAAAAUAUUAAUAUUAUUAUGAUGCAGAAUUUUCUAUUAGCAGUCAAAUGUUGUGGAGAUCUGUUUCUACCAUAUAUAAAAUGAUGUGCUCAAGGGCAUGGACAUGUUUGGUGUUACCGAUCUAAUGUUAACUAGCUUUCCAUUAGAAUGAAGGCAAAUCUUUUCUAGAUGUGUAUUUUCUUAUAUUCUGACUAAAUACAAGAGCUACAAAAAUUUGAGAUAUGUUCACACCAUUUAAGGCACUUGUUAAUAGCCCAUCAAAUUGUAUAUAUAAAAAGUGUUCAAAACUGCGACCAGUGGUACUAUAAAUAUAAUUUAUGUAACGAGUUCAUACUGAGCAUUAACAUCGAGUAUGUCUAAUAAAGGAAACCAUUAAAAUAUAUAGCAGCAAUAUAUGCAGCUUCAUUAUUUUAAUUUAAAUAGUAUUAAUUCACUAGGGUGGAUCAUUUAGAUAUAGGUAUAUUUGAAAUGCUGCUAAUAGGAGCAACUUUGCAUGAUGUAGGUUGAAGAUUAGAUAUUGUGCCACGAAUUAUACAAUGCAUUUUAAAAAUUUUUGAUAGCUAUGGCCUAAACCUUUUUAAGCGAAGGCCGAUACUUCGAUGAUGUAAAAGUUUAACUGUGAUCUGAAUUUAUGGACAAUGUUAUUGCUCAAUAUGGACAAUUGUAUUAUUUUAUUUGGCCAU